UAACAAUCUGAAUACUGAUUGGCCGUUUUAUGAACACGUUUUUGCACAUGUAGCCAAUCAGCUUUUAAACAGGAAGCCCGCCUUUCCGGUAUUUGAAAUUGUCUGCGAUAAGCAAUCGCCUCAAUCAAUAAUUUCUUGUUGGUCGCGUUAAGUAUGCAGAACACAAAGCGCACAAAGCGGGGGAGAAACCAAGGUGGCGUUGUUGAUAAAGUAGGUGAUACAGUCUCAGUGCCACCUCCUGUCUCUGGUUCACCACAAGUUGCACCGACGGCAGUUGCAACAAUUGAAAAACUCAAAGAAGAAAAUAGACUACUGAAAGAGGAACGGGAUUUUCUGCGGGAGCAAUUGAGAGGUUCCCUCAAUAAAAAACAACUAGGGACAAACAGAAGAAUGCAAAAUGAUUCAUCUUCUGAGUCAGAAUCUGCAGACAACUCAACAUUCUCAGACACAUCAGAUUCCUCAGACAAGCCUCCAAAGAGAAAACACAAGAGAAAGCACAAAGUCAGAGAAGACAAAGAUACCUACAUUCGAAGAGUUAAAACUCCUGAUGAUGUUUUGCACCGCUACAAGGCCAUUCUGAAGAGCUUCCUACGGACUAGGAGUGUCUCCAGAAGCUGCAAACAACACAAUGUUGAUCGCAAUACCAUAGCUCUUACAGCUAUCAUUGCAGAGCUGCAGAUAAUUGCUACUCCUGAACUGCACAUUCCAGAAUUUCAGGGUGGAACUCUGCAGAAAUAUGCAAAAAGGUGCAAGGAAUAUCUGGAUACAAAACCAGAAGUCAUGAGUAAAAUCACAGAAAUGAAACGGAAUCGUGAGCUCCUACCAAUUGGGUAUAAAUUCCGAAAAGAAGACAAGUAAUUGGCUCAAAAGUAUAAGAUGUCUUGUUCAGUGCAGCAGUAGCAUUUAUACAGCGUUCACCAUGUAUAAAAGUAAUCUUUUUCAGAUUUAUUUUAAGUCCGUUUAUUGAAUAAAAAAUAAAGUGUGAAUGUUCCCCUCACUUUGUUGUCUUUAAGCUCACCCUUUCUUGUGUUAUGUUUCUAGAUAAAGUACAAUGUUUUAUAGACAAUGUAUAACUUGGAACUAAAUGGCUCUUUUAAGUUUCUUCUCUGUUAAGCACAAUAGUGCAAUCUAUUUUACAGUGCAUUACUAACAUGGACGUCUAAAUUGUUA
Messenger RNA from Carassius gibelio (silver crucian carp), 1170 nucleotides. Its product is annotated as coiled-coil domain-containing protein 106-like. Gene Ontology annotation, cellular component: nucleoplasm. The transcript has 5 exons. The record is from RefSeq and is a predicted model, not a curated record. Lineage: Eukaryota; Metazoa; Chordata; Actinopteri; Cypriniformes; Cyprinidae. Bases 154 to 858 code for a protein of 234 amino acids.